Trichoderma breve is the source of this 2073-nucleotide messenger RNA. RefSeq lists its product as uncharacterized. Gene Ontology annotation, cellular component: nucleus. The transcript is spliced from 5 exons. NCBI's taxonomy places the organism in Eukaryota, Fungi, Ascomycota, Sordariomycetes, Hypocreales, Hypocreaceae. The record is from RefSeq and is a predicted model, not a curated record. Bases 1 to 2073 code for a protein of 690 amino acids.
AUGCAGAGCGCCCUCAGGUGGUUCCAGGGCCCUGACAAGGCCCAAGGGCCAGGCUCCACGGCUGCGGUCGCCCAGACCAGCGCUAGCCCGAAUGCCCUCGCCCGGCCAGCCCACCACCGCGCCACUGCAAACGCCAGAGCCAGCAGCGCUACGAGCACCACAGCGAGUGCGAGUGCCACUACCAGAUCCAGCACCAGUGCCGAACCGGCCUUGGCUGCCUGUGCCGCCUCGUCCGCCCUCGCCGAGUCCAUGUCGCCAGCUUCGCUCAACUCGUCGUCACAAUCAUCUUCGCCCCAACCCGCAACGCCCCCCGACUUCUUCCACGCUGCACCACCCGCAUCUUCCGGCUUCUCGUCUGCCCCCGCACUGCGCGCUGACCAAGACGCCUCAGCGCCGUCGCCAUCCUCGUCUUCGUCCUCGUCUUCACAUUCCUGGACCGCCGCCCUUCACCAGACCAAACAGAGCCCGCAGCCCGCCAAACUCCUCGCCUUGCCUCAACUCGACCGCACCAUCGAUAUCGACGUCGACUUGAGCGAUUGCGACGACGCUACAAUGACUACUGGCCCGGGCCUCGAUGCUGCCAUGGGCCGCCCGCGGCAGGACUCGUUUGUCAGCGCCGGCCCGAAGCCCAUCUCCAUGAACAUCCAGAACCGCGACAAUGUCAACCGGAACCGUCGCGAGAGUCUUGCCGGCAGCCUCAUGGGUGGCAUGAGCUGGGGCGGCAUGUCCUUUGGCAGUUUUGUCCGUGAUGACAUCAUGAUGCAAGGCACCUCACCGUUUACAGGCGGCGCCCACCAGUCUCCAUCGUUCCACUCCUCGUCCUACCUGCCAAAGCUCGAGGCCAGUUUUAUGCGUGACUUCACAUGCUGUGGCAAGAUUUUGCCUAACCUGCAUGAUCUGCUUCAGCAUUACGAAGAGGCCCAUACACAAGCUAGCCCAGGUGCCGUCAGAAACAGUGCCUUCAACCAAUUUGGUGCACUGGGCAUUCAAGGAUCGCCCAAGAUGCCCAAUUCGAGGACGACCCCUGCGCCUGGCCAAGGCUCACAGCAGUUGGGGCAACAGCGCCAGAUGGGCGGCCCCGGUCUUCAGAUUGGCGGCUCUCAGCGGCUCGGCAGCUCUAUGCUACAGAUGUCUACCUCCAUGAGCAACAACAUGAGUGACGAGAUGGAUGCUGUUGCUGAUAUGGAGAUGGACGACGCCCUAGGCACCAUGGACCUGGACGACAGCCAAAAGAUGCACCAGACCCGACAGCUAUUUGGCCAACAACAGCGGCCGCAGCUCAACAUGAACACUUCUGGAAUUACCCAGGGCCUCCGAACGUCGCAGCCGCCCACGCCUGCAGCCCAGAGUUUCGGAUUUCAGAACAACCCUACCGUUUCUUCCGUCAACACCCCUACCCUCAUGACACAACAGCAGAUGCCACAGCAGCAGUCUCAGCAGAACGAGGUGGACGAGGAUCUACCCGGCAUGCCCAUGGGCGGUGAUGCUACUGACCUCGGCGAUAUGACGUUUGGAAAUGGCAACAACAAUGACGGCAACGACUCCAACUUCUGCAUCAACGAUCCUGGCAAGCACCUGUUUAGCCCCAACGGCGCUUUCCCGCAAGGCAACCGAUCCAUACAAGCACAGCUCGCCCAAUUGGGCCUGACCCACGGCCAGUUUGCCGAUCCUGAGGCCAACAAGGUCCUGCUUGCCCGGUUGCAGAGCAUGAUGAUGCCAGAGGAGCACAAGCCCUUCAAGUGCCCCGUCAUCGGCUGCGAGAAGGCGUACAAGAACCAGAACGGGCUCAAGUACCACAAGGCUCACGGCCACCAAACGCAGCAGCUGCACGAGAACGGUGACGGUACUUUCUCCAUUGUGAACCCAGAGACAAGCGCUCCCUACCCAGGCACCUUGGGAAUGGAAAAGGAGAAGCCCUUCAACUGUGAGACGUGUGGCAAGCGAUACAAGAAUCUCAACGGUUUGAAAUAUCACAAAUCUCACUCUCUUCCCUGCAACCCUGAAUUUAAGCUUCAAGCCCUGGCCGCUGGUCUGAAUUUGCCAGGCAUCGGAGAGGACGUGAUGUUACAGUGA